This is a messenger RNA of Cylindrotheca closterium, 203 nucleotides long. Lineage: Eukaryota; Bacillariophyta; Bacillariophyceae; Bacillariales; Bacillariaceae. The record is from the annotation of a GenBank genome assembly.
AUGUAUUCUAUUGACGAACAGGACACGGAUGUUCAACGCGAAUCCACCAGAUCCGAAGGGGACCAGGUGCAAAACCCAAAUCGCUUUGCACCUCUACAAAGUGAUGAUGACUCGUUUGAAGGUAGUGGAAUUCAGGAAUUCGACGAGGUUGAAGUGGUGGCGGUGAAAAAGAAUGCCUCCAAGGCGCCUGAGUCGUCGGAUGA